AUGGCAGCAGAGGCCAACGAGCAAACCAGAUACUGCCAGUUGUACGAGAAGGAGACAACUGACACCGGUCCACAUUUGCCAAAAGAAAAUGCCAACAAGAAGGAGAGAAAGGAGAUAAAUACCAAGACUGUCUCUUUGUGGUCCCACAUCAAUAGCCAGGUGGAGGAAUUCAGUAACCCUUUCUACGUCAACUACAAGAACCACGUUCUCUAUCCAGUAGCCAGCUUAAGUCAUUUGGAAUUGUGGGUCAACUACUACGUACGUUGGAACCCCCGAACGAGACCCCAGAUGCCGAUUCACCAGAACUUGAAAGAACUCCUGGCCAUCCGAACGGAGCUGCAAAAGAGGGUGGAGGAGCUGCAGCGGGAAGCCGCCAAGCGCUCCAUUUCGUCUUCCUCCGAGCGAGGCUCCUCUCCCGCCGUCACACCGGUCCACACUUCCGUCUGACCC
Messenger RNA from Protobothrops mucrosquamatus (brown spotted pit viper), 450 nucleotides. RefSeq names its product myotubularin-related protein 1-like. NCBI's taxonomy places the organism in Eukaryota, Metazoa, Chordata, Lepidosauria, Squamata, Viperidae. The record is from RefSeq and is a predicted model, not a curated record. Bases 1 to 447 code for a protein of 148 amino acids. The transcript has 4 exons. Gene Ontology annotation, molecular function: phosphatidylinositol-3,5-bisphosphate 3-phosphatase activity.